Vicugna pacos (alpaca) is the source of this 2584-nucleotide messenger RNA. NCBI's taxonomy places the organism in Eukaryota, Metazoa, Chordata, Mammalia, Artiodactyla, Camelidae. The record is from RefSeq and is a predicted model, not a curated record.
AUAAUAUUCCAUUACAUAGCCAUACCACAGUUUACCCAUUCACCUUUCGCUGGGUAUAUUGGUUGCUUCCAUUUUUCCCCCACUAUAAAUAAGGCUGUUGUCUUCUUUUUGAUUAUAAAUACAGCAUUAUCUCUUAGUUCCUUAAAACUCUUUAUUAACAUAGUUUAUAGUGACUGAAUAUAUUUUCCAUUGACUUUAUAUAUAUAUAAUAUAUAUAUUUUUAAUUGAAGUAUAGUCCGUUUACAAUGUUGUGUCAAUUUCUGGUGUAUAGCACAAUACUUAAGUCAUAUAAGAACAUACCUAUAUUUGUUUUCAUAUUCUUCCAUUGGCUUUUAAAUUAAAGCAAUUGUCUGUGGAUGGUAGCAUACUGGAUGAUUUAAAACAUUUCUUCUAUCGCAUUCUCUGCAUUUUCUAAAUUCACCACAGUGAGUGUGCAUUUCUUUGAUGGACAGAAAAAUCAACACACUUAUUUUUUAAAGUUCCUAAUUUCCUCAGGUGCCUGGAUAAGGGUCCACUACAGAAUUCUAGCUGCCUGUGUAUUUUGGAGACCUGAAAAUUGAAGAGUAGACGGUGUUACUGGUGGGCAGUCACCUCCCUCUAUAAAAUAGCCUGAUUAUAGCUUCCAAAACAUAUGCUGUUUUGAGACACAUCAGUGAUUCUCAAAGACGAAAAAGGUUCUGGUUCCAGUUUUUGAGGUUCCAUAAUUUUAAAAAUGAAAAAUGUCCCAAAAAAGUUAUUAAAAACUGCUUUAUUUAGAGUUGAUGAACAUCUUGUAUUGCUGUGGCUCUAUGUAGGGCCCCCUUUGGAGGUAAUGCAAAGUUCUCCAUGGAGGUCUGGGCCCCGUCUGCCUCUGAUGACUGUCACCAGGUCUUGAGGUUGUUGCCAGAAUAUGUUGGCUGCAAAACUUCCUCCCACUCCCAACCUGGCAGCUGAGCAGAUUAAGCUCUUUAAGUGGAGUUGUUUAGCAUUCUCAUGGGAAUGUUUCUUUCAAUGUGAAGGAUGUCCAUAAACAAACAAAAAGAGCUUUCAUCUCUACAUCGCUUUAGAGUCUCCAAGAUCCUUUCACAGUAAAUCUUUUUCACUGUUGAAGAGAAGGAGGGAUGGUCACUUUCAUUUCUGAAAGGAGUGAUGAAGACACAGGAUGAUUCAGAGGUGGCAGCACACAAGAGCAUCGCAGAAGUUGGCCGGGAGCUGGCAGAGCUGGUGGAACAGCUUGUAGAUAUUGUCAGGAGCCUUCAGAGGCAGAGACAUGUCCCAGAAUCUGGAGCAGACAAUCAAGCUUUGUCAGGUGGGGUGGACCUUUCCUUGGCUUCUCCAAAACUAGUGACUUCCGACACACCUGAUGGGAAAAUGGGAGACAUUCUGCGUGACCUUGAAGAGAUCCAGGAAAAAUUACGAGAAAACUUCACGUGGAAAGAGGCCCUUGAAGAACAAAUGCAGGAUUCCUUAGUUGAACUUCCGGAAGCUCCGUCUUCCUCCUCAUGCCCACUGCCUGUCCAGAGCCACCUUGCACCCAAGAGGACCUCCUCGUUUGCUCAGUGGGCCAUCAGUCCAACCUUUGACCUAGGGAGCCUCUCCUGUAGCCUGGAGGUGUCCGAGGAUCACCGGAGGGUGACUGUAUCUCACUACCCCCAGCCCUAUCCCAGGAGUCAUGAGAGGUUUGCCUCUUGCCAGGCCUUAUGCUCCCAGGCCCUCUCAUCUGGACGGCAAUACUGGGAAGUGGACACUCAGCAUUGUAGCCACUGGGCAGUUGGGGUGGCUUCCCAGGGAAUGAGGCGUGACCAGAUCCUGGGAAGGACUAGGGACUCCUGGUGUGUAGAGUGGAAAGGGACUAGCCAGCUCUCUGUGUGGCACAUGGUCAAGGAGACUGUCCUCUGCUCAGACAGACCUAAUGUGGUGGGCAUCUGGCUGGACCUGGAGGAGGGAAAGCUUGCCUUCUAUUCCACGGCCAGUCAGGAGAAGCUUCUGUAUGAGUGUCCGAUCUCUGCCUCCUUUCCUCUGCAUCCUGCCUUUUGGCUGUAUGGCUUAAAUCCCGGAAACUCUCUGAGUAUAAGGGAAAUAAACAUAUAAAUGUUUCUUGGACGUUAAAACACAUGGAUUGCCUUCGUGCAGUGUGGUGAUUUGACUUGAGAAUCCCGCUUCCCAAGUUCAGGGAUUCGAAGUAAAUGUUUAACUCUGGCAGGUUUGGGUUGUUUAGACCCUGCACUUUCCAAAGAAAGGACAGGCUCUUGACGGGAGAUAACUUCUAAGCCUUUGGAAUAUCCUGCCUGAUAAGAGUGUAUUUAUUUACCUGUGGGCAUUGGGCCAGCCAACUUAACCUCCGGAGGGGCUGGAAUCUAAGGUGAGCCAUGUGGGUGGUGCCAGUUGAAGCCUUGGAUACCAAGUCUUGGAUGUGCUUCCCCAGCUGGCAAUAUUGUGUGUGUUGUCACACAUCGUGUUGAGAAAAUUAAGCAUCGUUCCCAUGACUCCCCUGGGAGAGGAUAAUAGAGGUCUUCUAGCCCCUGUCCUAUGUGCCUUCUUCUAAUGCUGGUUCUGAUCUGUAUCCUUUCACUGUAAUAAAAAUGUGUAUAAGAGCUUUGCUAAA